AGUUCACAUUUUCAGAAAUUAAUUAUAGCUCUAAGAACAUUAACAAUUAACCACCUUAGUUUUAGCAUCAGACAAAAGCGUGAGUAAAUUACGGGACGCACAACAAUCUUGUAUUUAGUUCGUUUCGUUGACGUUCCGUGUCGGCUUUUUGCUGUGUCUUUCAAUAAUAUUUUUUUCCCUAGAUCGCUUAAUUGUGCAAUUAAAAAUAUUUCAUAUUAAAAAGCGACUAAUAUAUCAUCAGAGCUCCUCAGAAUAAAUAAUCUGCAACAUCGCAAAGCACCAAUAGCAGACUGUAUCAAUGUGGCAAGUGAUACCGUGAUACUAUGAUACUAUGAUAGAGCAGACACAGUUUUCUACAGACAGAAUAGGCAUCUGUCAUAUUCUGGCAAGGAAACGGCCCAAGUGUCUGUAUACCUCUCAGACCUGUCUAAAUUCGAUCGGAUGGAACCAUAUAAUUGUUCAUGAAUUUCCAUUAAUUGUUUCGUUAAUUACUUUUCUCGCUGUGUUCAGCUCUGUGUGGUUGUAGUCACUCACACACGCACUCAAGAGGUGAAAUGUUUGUGGUAUAAAGGAGUUUUUACAUCAGAUACAUCAUCAAUAUUGAUUAUCACUUGAAGAUUUCCCAUUCUGUUUGAAGAUGGAAAAAUCUGCAAAGAUGUUUACAUCAUCUUCAGAUAUUGAAGACCAGAACUGCUGGAAAUGUAGCAGAAGUAUUUGAAUCUACAGAGAAUUAUAUAAAUAACAAAGCAAAUAUAUGUUUUCUGCUUGUAUAAUAUAGAACAAAAAAUGGAUCCUCAAGAGAUGACAGAAGAAAGUGAAGAUUCAUCAUACCAAUGUGAUAUCUGUAAAAUGUCUUUCUCUAAUCAGGAAACUCUUACUGUUCACGAAUGUAUUCAUUCAGAUGGAAAGGAAUAUCACUGUGAUGUCUGUGGUGAAUCAUUCUCUGAAAACGACAGCCUUAUUUCUCACAAGUAUAUUCAUACAGGAGAGAAAGGAUAUCGCUGUGAUGUCUGUGGUAAAUCAUUCUCUUCCAGAGGUAACUUAGCUAAUCACAAACGCACUCAUACAGGUGAGAAACCAUAUGACUGCGAUAUCUGUGGUAAAUCGUUCUCUCAAAAAUGUAACCUUACCUCUCACAAACAUAUCCAUUUAGGAGAGAAACCGUAUCAGUGUGAUACCUGUGGGAAAUCAUUUGUUCAGAAGAUUCAGCUUACAUCUCACAAAUACAGUCAUACAGGAGAACAUCCAUAUCAAUGUGAUAUUUGUGGUAGAUCAUUCUCUCGAAAAAGCCACCUUGCUUGUCACGAAUACAUUCAUACUGGAGAGAGACCACAUCACUGCGACAUCUGUGGUAAAUCCUUUUCACAAUCAAGUACUUUAGCUACGCACAAACUUCUUCAUACUCAUGAAAAGACACAUCAUUGCGAUAUCUGUGGUAAAUCAUUCUUUCAAAAGAGUGGGCUUAUUUACCACAAAUCCGUUCACGCAGGAGUGAAACCAUACAAUUGUGACUUUUGUGGUAAAUCCUUCCCGCAAAUGAGAGGCCUCACUUAUCAUAUGUCAAUUCACACAGGAGAGAAACCAUAUGAAUGUGAUAUUUGUGGUAAAUCAUUCUCACAAAAGAGUGGCCUUGCAGAUCACAAAUCCAUACAUACAGGUGAUAAACCAUAUCAGUGUCAUAUUUGUGGUGAAUUCUUCACUCAUAGAAGCAGCCUCAAUUCUCAUAAAUACAUUCAUUCAGGAGAGAUGCCAUAUCACUGUGAUAUAUGCGGUAAAGCAUUCAUUCACUUAGGUAACUUAACGACACACAAAUACAUUCAUACAAAUGAGAAACCUUAUCUCUGUGACGUCUGUGGAAAGUUGUUCUCUCAGAAGACUGGUCUUACUACUCACAAAUACACUCAUACAGGAGAGAAACGAUUUGAAUGUGAAAUUUGUGGUCGAUUAUUCUCUCAAAACAAUAAACUUAAAUAUCACAAAAACAUUCAUUCAGGAGAGAAACCAUAUCACUGUGACAUCUGUGGUAAAUCAUUCUCUCAGAGUGGUAACCUAAGUAAACAUAUACAUAUUCAUACUGGGGAAAAGCCAUAUGGCUGUGAUAUUUGCGGUAAAGCCUUCUCUCAGAUAGGUUCCUUAACUAUGCACAAACGUAUUCAUACAGGAGAGAAGCCAUAUCAUUGUGAUAUCUGUGGUAAAUAUUUCUCUCAGACUUGUAACUUAGCUUCACACAAAUGUAUUCAUACAGGAGAAAAGCCAUAUUCUUGUGAGAUAUGUGGUAAAUCAUUCUCUCAAAGCGGUGGAGCCUGA
This is a messenger RNA of Octopus sinensis (East Asian common octopus), 2307 nucleotides long. Its product is annotated as zinc finger protein 665-like. The coding region runs from base 787 to 2307 and encodes 506 amino acids. The record is from RefSeq and is a predicted model, not a curated record. Gene Ontology annotation, cellular component: nucleus. Lineage: Eukaryota; Metazoa; Mollusca; Cephalopoda; Octopoda; Octopodidae. The transcript is spliced from 6 exons.